Knipowitschia caucasica is the source of this 1557-nucleotide messenger RNA. The record is from the annotation of a GenBank genome assembly. Lineage: Eukaryota; Metazoa; Chordata; Actinopteri; Gobiiformes; Gobiidae.
AUGGAAAGCGUGUACUCACAGGCAGACACUGCACUGCUCCUGAAUAACGGGCAUCAUGUGCACCCUUCAUACCAGGCCCAUGGCCCACCACGGAGGCGCCACACCCCUCCACAAUCCUCCCAGCCCAUGCACAUCCAAGCAGUCAGGUGCAUUCAAGAAGAGCAGCACUCGCGGCCUGCUUCUCUGCCUGCAAUCCCCAACCCUUUCCCAGAGCUUUGUAGUCCUGCUAGUUCUCCUGGACUCAGCCCCAUCCAGAUGUCCGACAACCAUAUUGUGAAGGUGUGGAGCGAGGAUGGGGCUGGUAAAGUGGUGGAGAUUCCGGCGGACAUGACGGCCCGGGACGUCUGUCAGCUCCUGGUCUACAAAAGCCACUGUGUGGAGGACGGCGCCUGGGCACUAGUAGAGCACCACCCCAUCCUUGGACUUGAGAGGUGUCUGGAGGACCAUGAGCUGGUGGUUAAUGUUCAGUCCUCCAUGAGCAGCGACAGUAAAUUCCUCUUCAGGAAGAACUAUGCCAAAUAUGAAUUCUUCAGGAACCCCCUGAACUUCUUUCCCGAGCAGAUGGUGGCUUGGUGUCAGGAGGCUGAUGGCUCAAUCCCUCAGUCUCAGCUCCUCCAGAAUUUUCUAAACUCUAGCAGUUGUCCGGAAAUCCAAGGCUAUUUAUAUGUGAAAGAGCCGGGCCGAAAGUCCUGGAAGAAGCUGUACAUGUUUCUCCGGCGCUCUGGGCUUUAUUACUCCACAAAAGGAACAUCCAAGGAGCCGAGGCAUCUGCAGCUACUGUCCGAUUUAGACGAAAGUAACAUCUUCACCACCAUCACAGGACGAAAACCCCACAAUGCCCCCACAGACUUCCAGUUCUGCAUCAAGCCCAGUAAAGUGAGAAGUGACUGUAAAGAGCUGAAGAUGCUGUGUGCCGAGGAUGAGCAGAGCCGGACCUGCUGGAUGACCGCCUUCAGACUACUCAAGUACGGCAUCGUCCUCUACCAGAGCUACAGCCUGCCACAGCAGAGGAAGCCCGCCACCUCCCAUUUCUCAGCGCCUGUGCGCAGCGUGUCGGAGAACUCGCUGGUCGCCAUGGACUUUUCUGGACGCACAGGCCGCGUCAUCGAGAACCCAGUGGAAGCCCAGAGCGCCGCCCUGGAGGAAGGACAGACCUGGAGAAAAAGAGGUCAGCGUAUGAAUGUUUUGGGCAGCUCCAGCCCCCUGCACCCGUCUUCUUUGAGCACAGUCAUUCACAGAACGCAGGUGUGGUUCCACGGCCGCAUCAUGAGAGAAGACGCCCAUAAAAUGAUCAUGCAGCAGGGCCAGGUCGAUGGACUUUUCCUGCUGCGGGACAGCCAGAGUAAUCCCAAGGCUUUUGUCCUAACCUUGUGCCACCACCAGAAAAUAAAGCACUUCCAAAUCCUACCGUGUGAAGAGGACGGUCAGGUCUUCUUCAGCCUGGACGACGGGGCCACAAAGUUCACCGACCUGAUCCAUCUGGUGGAGUUCUACCAGCUCAACAGAGGAGUGCUGCCCUGCAAGCUCAAACACCCUUGCACCGCUGUGGCCUUGUGA